Molecule: messenger RNA, 1593 nt
Organism: Folsomia candida
Lineage: Eukaryota; Metazoa; Arthropoda; Collembola; Entomobryomorpha; Isotomidae
Product: methyltransferase-like protein 7A
Exons: 4
Coding region: 168-908 (246 amino acids)
Molecular function (GO): S-adenosylmethionine-dependent methyltransferase activity
Source: RefSeq, a predicted model, not a curated record
AGUACGUCUCCGUGUAGCUCUGCCUUGCGUAAAUAUAUGUAAAAUUGCUGGUCUGAAUUCAGAUUAAGCUUAAUCUUAAUUCUCAAUAACCUACGUGAGAUUAGCAGAUAUUUAGAAAAUAAACGAAUUAACCACCUCAUUAGGUUAUACAUACAUAUUCAUCGAAUAUGGAGAUACCAGCAAGUUCAAAUGAACGGUCCAUAUUCAACUUGAGACAAAGAUGGUUUGCUAGCUGCUUCUCCGUUCUUACACCGGUCUAUCAAGGAAUGUUGGGGCAAGAGAAGCAAAAACUUUUCGAAGAUUUUAGGACUUCAUUCCCCCACCGGGACGACGACGGUCUGGAGAAUGUCCCACUCUUCCUCGAAGUUGGACCGGGACCUGGAACGAAUUUCAAGUAUUAUCCGACCAGCCCUUGCAACCUUAUCGUGAUCGAUCCUAACCUCAAAUUUAAACCACAAGUUAUGGAAAAUCUGAAAAAAUUUCCACACAUUAAUCUCAUUGGGUUUUAUGAAACUGGGAUUGAAGGAGUUUCCCGCUUUGUGAAGGAUAACAGCGUUUCUAUCGUCAUUGGAACCGAUGUUGGAUGCAGUGUUCCAGACGUGAAGGCGUAUUACGACAACGUGUUGAAGGUUUUACGGCCGGGUGGCAAAUUUUACUACAUAGAGCACAUUAGGGCGGAAGAAGGAUCCAUGCUGCGUUUCAAGCAGCGGGUGUUCAAAAAGUGGUGGGAGUUCCAUGGGUGCGGCUGCCAACUCGAUCGCGAUUUGGACAAGCAAAUCAAGACUGCGGGAUUCUCAGGGGUUGAUCAGACCACGUUUUAUCUUGACAUGUCUCAAAUUUCGUGGUAUUACAAAACCUUCGUAUUUGGCAUUGUUCCCAGACACGUCAGAGGGAUCGCGACAAAAUGAACGAUUUUAAGACGUGUUAGAUGAUUAAACUUUUAAUGUGGUAUCAAUAUGCUUAAAUUAUACACUCUUAGAAACUUGGUAUAGAAAAAAACGUAACAGUAUUGAUAUGUGACUCUACUGCCUUGGUAUUAAACGGUUAUACCGUAUUGGUAUAAAACCGGUAUUGCAAUUAUACCUCAUGGUAAUAAUUUUAAUACUAAUUCGUAUUACAUUUUUUACCACGUAGUAUUAAUUCAAUACCGGAUCAAUACCACGCGGUAGAGUCGCGUAGAAAUACCAGCGGUUAUUGAUUUUUUUAAGAGUGUAUGUUAAACCUUACUUCAGAUUAGGUUGAACAAAUACCUUCACUUAUCACAAAAAAUGAAAUUGUAGAAAUUGUGAAAUUGUUGAACUCGUAGUGAAACCGUCAAUUUAAUGUCGUUCAAAUUGAUAUUGACAUAAAAGGACUUAUAAAUUUAACGUGGAUUAUUAUAGGAACUUGUGUACGAAUAAUCGCUUAUAAUACCUUCAUUCAAAAAAUUAGUGACGGAUGGGAACUUUUACUCGGGCUAAACAAACGCUGCACAUUUUGCAAAUAGUAAUAUAUUUCUGUUUUGUUUACGGUUAAAGUCAAUACAUGUACAUAUCCAUUCAACAAAAUCAAAAUAUGAACAACUGAAAUUAAAUUCAGAAUCUGUGAUACAGA